This is a messenger RNA of Cinara cedri, 16271 nucleotides long. Lineage: Eukaryota; Metazoa; Arthropoda; Insecta; Hemiptera; Aphididae. The record is from the annotation of a GenBank genome assembly.
AUGUUUUUUCGCAAUCAUUUAUUUCACAUAAUAGUGUUUUUAUUAUAUUUCUUAAAUAUUUAUGCUAAGCUUACGACAGACAACAGUUUAAGAACACUCAAUCGCUGGGUAAGUUUUACUGAACCAUUGGUUACUUGGCAUACCCUGAAUACGUGUGACAACCUGAUCAGACAUAAUACAUCAAUCGACUCCAGAAAAAACAAUUCACUAAAAAUUGAACACCUUACCAAUACGAUGAACGAUAGGGUGAGGAACUUAACGUGCACAUAUGCAUACUACGCACAAAGACAUUUGGAAGAACUCUAUACAAUUGUAGAUAAUGAUUUGUUAAUCGAUGAAAUUAUUAUCACGGUUUCCACAAUAAAUUCAUCAUAUUUAAAUAUUGCAUUGAAAAUGCUGACAACAAUAUCCGACGUUGGGUACGAUCCACCAGAAUGGAUGUUUAAAAUUAUUCCAUUUUUACAAAAAGAUUGGAUGGAAAAUUUGCAUGAAGAUUUGGCAGUUCUCUUAAACACUUUAAUAGUGUUUAAUUCAAAUUACAAUUGCAAUGUCCCUAAAUUAAAGCCAACAGAAAAAAGGAAUAUAAAUAUAAUGUUAUCUUUCGAUUCAGAAAACGAAGAGAUAUUGACAAUAGAUUUGAUCAAAGAAAUUUACAGUUUAAAUACAAUGACAGAAGAUGAUUUCUUAAAAAAAUACAAAAUACCCGAAUGCAUCACAAAAAAAUAUUUUCCUUACAAAUUCUCCUCUCAGCAAAUUCCCGGAAAACACUCAAACAGUUCUAGAAUAUGUGGCACUUAUUUAUAUUCACAGUUAAAAGGAAUCGCAGAAAAUGUACAAAAUAAUAUAUUGGAUUCUUAUUACAUUCUUGAUAAAAAUAAAUCAAUCCUGCCUUUCAAAAAUUAUAGAGAUUUUCACCGGCCCAGGUUUAUUAAACCAUCGAACUUAAAUGAAAUAGAUAUGAAAAUGUCGCAGGAAAUAGAAACAAAUUCUGAAACUAAACAGAUAUUUAAAUUUAAAUCUUUGAUCAAUUCUGUAGUGUUUAAUACCAUUUGGUAUCCUCUAGGAAUGGAUAAAUUGGUCGAAUUAAACAAGCAAUUAACAAAUGUAAACAAUUCUACAAAAUUAGACAGGUCAUUUCUAUCUAGGCUUAAAUAUACAAAGAACUCUAUUAUGGAUAAACUUCACAUGUUAUAUUUGCAUUAUGCAUUAGUUCAUUUAAAUCAAGCAUUGCUUUUUCUACAAUAUAUUCAACUAACUCCCGGUAAAAAAAGAAAUUAUGAUUAUAGUCAAUACUUAAUACAACUGUAUUAUGACAUAUCAUUGAUGACGAUUGCAACAUUUACUAAUAACAAUUACUAUCCUGCAGAAUGGAUGGUGCAUUUGGUUUUAUAUUGUAUGGAGGAAAAUCAUGAUAUUAAACAGACAGAUAUUAUUGAUAAAAAAAUUAAUCUAUCAAUAUAUAAUAUUAAAAGUUUAAUAUCAUUGUUAGAAGAAGUUAAUUCUAAAAUCAACCCAAUGAAAUUAAAACCUCCGUAUUUUGAUAUAGAAGGAAUGCAAUUCGAUAACAAUAACAGAACUGAUAAAUUAUAUAUUAACCUGCUACGUGAAUAUAAAUUAUUGGAGGUACAAGACUUUAUAAUGAUGCCACAUGUUGAUGUUCUGUAUUCUAAUUUAGUUGAAGUAGCUUAUUUACUUGAAUUUAAUUCGAAACAUUUAUCAUAUACAAAUUAUGAGAAGUUCGCACCAUUAAAGUGGUUAUUCAAAGAAAGGCAUUUAAACAAAAAUCUAGUGAAUAUUUUUUAUUGGGAAUCAGUAGAAAAGGAAUCACUAAGCAACUCAAAAUAUCCUGCUGAUGAUAAAAUUUGGAAUAUUUUUAGGAUGCAAUUCCUUUACAGUAUUAGUUUAGGUAUAAAAAAUUUUAAAAAUCGUCCAUAUGAUCCUGAGAAAAUUAUCGAUAAAUCAAUUCUUGUCCACAGUUACAUAAUAAACCUAUUGCAGUUGAAUUUGUUAAGGGGUAUUUUAAUAAUAUUGUCGCAAUGUCACAAUAUCAACCAAUUUUAUAUCGCUAAAAAAACGGAUUCAAAAAAUAAUCACUUUUUGUUCUCAUACAAUUUAUCAUGUGGAUUUAGUUUGAAAUUAACGCAGAGUAUACAAAAACUACUAGAAUACACUGAGUUAAAUACAGACCCUUUGUUUAUUCAACUGUUAGAGGAAAUCAAAUUAUUCCCAAAGAUAUAUAAUGAUGUCUCCAAAAGUUAUUCAAAAAUAAAUGAAAUUGCAAAUAAUCCGGACAGAAUAACAAGCUUUACAAACUUUUUAAAAUUAGGAAUGAAAAAGUUAAAUGAAAUUUCAAUAUCUAUGAGAUUGGAAGGUAAUGAUCCUAUUAUCCCCUUCUCUACUAACACACAUACUAUGAAAAACAUAAAUGACAAUUUGGCGGCUAAUGUUCCAUUUCUUCAUCGUUCUGAGUUAUACAUUAAAGAUCUGCAGAAUAUCAUUAUUAGAUUUAAUAACGUCUACAAGAAUGACUUUCAUAUUCAUAAUUUGCUGGUGAAAUCUCUUGGUCAUUGUAGACCGCGUCAAAUUUCCCUUGGAUACAAUAAAGAAAAUAUGCUUUUUUGAAUUGUUUAAUUUAAGUAUAUCAUAUUACUAUAUGUUAUAGAGAUAUUUUAUUAUUUAAAUAAUUGGAUUCACAAAAAAUAUGUACUAAAUAAUCGACCCAAUACUUUGGUCUUUUUCUGGUAAAAUGUUAAAGAAAUCUAAAAAUUUUGAAGUCGCCCAACGAUUGCAACUAUUAAAAAUAUAUAUAAAAAUCAUUAACUGCAGAUUACCCAAAAGACAUGUCCUUUAUUUUAAGAAAAACGUUUAAUAUUUUCAACAUGUAUGUUUUAUUUUUUAAUAAAUGUAUUUUAAGAUUGGAUAUUAUGUAAUUGUUUAUUUUGUUUUUCUCGGUGAAUUUCAAAUGUAGUGCAAGACUGUUAUGAUCAAAUAUUAUAAACAUGAACCUUGAAAUUUUAAAAGUAACAAAUAAAUAUAUUACUUUUCAAUAUUCGUAUAUUUAAAACCCAUAUUUGACUACAUUACUAAAACAAUAUUUGAAUAAGAAUUCAGAUAGUUUUGGAAAGUUAUCAUAACUAUUUGAAAAAUAAAAAAAAAUUUAAAAAAAAAAAUUUAAAAUAAUAUCACGUAGGUAUAGUUCUACAUUUGCAAUUUUUUUUGUAUUUAUUUCAAAUUUCUUUAAUAUUAUAAUACUAUAUGACACCUUGUACUAAUUAGUUUUAUUGUCUAAUUAUCGGCAUGUGAUAAUUUUUUGUAGUAUUUAGUCAUUUUUUAAAAAUGUAUUUAAACAUUUUGAAUGAGUAUAAUUAAGUCGUAGUCAAAAAAAUCGUUUGUUUUUGAGUAAACUAAACUGUAAAUUAUUAAAAUCUAGUAAAAUCUGUAACCGUUAAAUUAAAAACUCUAAUAAAUAGUUAUAAUGUUACAUACAUUGAACUAAUUCAAUUAAUAGUAAUCAAUAUAAUUUUUUCAUAAGUUAGAAUUCUAUUAUCAAAUCUUACAAGAUAAAAUCCAUAGAAAUUUCAUCGUUGAAUAAGACGAUGAUUUUUAUUUAAAAAUAAAUAAAUCAACAGGACAAUACAUAUUUUAUAGGUAGGCAACUUUAAAGGGUGUCAACAACUAGGUGGAGUACUGAUCGAAUUUUCCGUUUAAACAUCGUUGUUUCAUCAAAUUAUUAUUAUAUCUUUUGGUUCUAAGUUGAAGGAAGAAAAUGUAUUGGUUUUAAAAUAAUUUUUUCUUUUUUUUCUGUGGACAACUUUUCUACUAGAAAUUAUGAUCUGUUGGAAAAUACGAUAGGGAGGUAAUUUUUUGGUUUUUUCAGUAAUUUUCCUAAUAAAUGGAAAAACCGUGAAAAAACAUUGUAAGACUGGGAGGAACAUCGGAAAACAGGGAAAAUACGUAUGAUAAACGGGGAAACAGGUACAAUGUUAAAUAAAUAUUAUUACAGAAAAUGUAUAACAUAAAUAUUUAAUGAUUUUUCUACAAUGUGGCAUAUACAUAUUUAUAUUGAUGACAAAGGAAUACUUUCAGCCGAACUCUGCUCAGAAUUGUUUUUUCAUUUGCAUUGAUUUACAAAUUUACAGAGAGAUAAUUAUAAUACAAGCUUAAAUAUUUUUUACAUCGAGUUAAUUUAUAUUUAAUGGAAUUAUAAUAGGUUUGUUCACCAAAAAUAAAACGGAGAAUGAUAACUAAUAACAGGAAAAACGUAGUCUACCACUUAAUAUACAAAUCUGUACGCAAAUAAUUACAAAUAUAGAGAUUAAGUAGCGAAAAUUUUGCUGAGUUAUUGCGUUUCUAAUGACGCGCGUCGAAUGAGCGAUAUAGACAGUAUUUGCCGCCGAUUCGGAAAAUCAGAGAGAUCCUGAGGAUUCUGACAAUAUAUCACGUGGUUAAUUUAUUCUGUAAACUUUAAAAAAUAUUGUUCAUUAGGUGGUGGUCAUAAUUUUUUAAAUUAGCCCUAUCUGAUUUUAUUGUUUUCUGCGUUACUGCUACCAAAUAUUUUACUUUGAUUAUUAACUUUAGGUGUAGUGUCUGGGAAACUUCUUCUUUAACUUCGUUUGUUUUCUAGUACUAUGGAAUUAGAAGGUAAAUGUAGAGAGAGUGCCCCUUAGGUGUGUUACAUAUUCGAGUUUUGAAAGUUAUUCGAAUAUAUUAUUGGGAAAUUUAACUCUUUACUAAAGUAAUAACUGAUGAAUUUUAGAAUGUAUAAUUCAUUUUUAAUACGAAUUACUAACGAUUUGUUUACUAGCCAUUUAGAGGGUGGGGAACAUCAAUCUAUAACGACGGAGUUCUGAAACUUUCUGAUGUUUUUUGUGCAAAUCAAUCUAAUAUUGUUUACUAGUUUUACAUGCUAUAUAUCCCUAUAUAUAAAUGUCAUUUUAAGUUUUUUGAUGUAAUAAAAUAAUAUAACAGUGAAAAUCAACGAGUUGUUAUUAAGACAUAACCGUUAGUUCAUGCAGUAUCCUAAUGUAUUAGUAUUAUGCUAUAACGCUUUUACUCUUUUUAUAGUACCUAUUGAAUUUUUUAUUUUUUAUUCACAAGAAAUGAGAAUUAUCAGCUUGGCCUUUUGUAUUCAUAUAGAAAGGAUGUGUGCUCAUUAAUUGUUUAUAUGGGCGUGUGGCGCUUCUGCUCUUCGAAAUGCAUAAUUUAUACUAUCACAAGUGACGUAUUUCUGUAUUAUACGCAAAAUGUAUCAUUAUAAUUAAAGACCGGAUUUUGCAUGAAAUACAUGUUGCUAUUUUCAACAUCAUAUACAUGCAGUUAAUGAGUGUCCAAAAAUCAUUACCUAACUAAUUAAAUAUCAAAAUUUUAUACUGCAUAUUUUUGCAUAUUCUUACUUAAGUGCAUAUUCUGCAUAUUCUUGCAUAUUUUAACAAAAAUUAAUGUCCAACAAAUACAAAAAGAUAAUAGGUACGUUAAUAUAUCAAAUAUUUUACGUUACAAAGAAUAUUCGGACGCUAAAAAUACGUUAACUUAACUUACAUAGUGGAAAUUUUCAUUACAUUUUCAUUUUCAAUUACAUUUUUCAUGUAUCGUUAAAAGCAUCGAAGUGCUUGAAUUCUAAUUCGGCACUUGUAGACUCGUUAAACAUUAUAAAACAAGUAGAUAAUUCUAUCAAUGAACUUCCUACGAGCACAAAUAGUACAAUAAUUAAAACGAAAUUUAAAAAUGUUUUCGAUAAAAAUAAAGGACUAAUGGUUUUAAAAGAAAUUUCGAAAAUACUUCAAGGUGUCAUUGCUAACUUCAAUGAUUUAUCUGUUCCAAAUUAUUCACCGGAUGUAUUAGCCAAUUUUAAAUAUGCACCAAUAACCAAUGUUGACGUUGAACGCAGUUUUUCAUCUUACAAUUACAUCCUUACAGAUCGUCGUCAUAAUUUUACAGAAAUAAACAUGGAACACACUUUAAUAACUUAUUGUUUUUCCUAUUAACAUGCCUACUACAUUAAAUUUGUCGUUCUUUUUCCCCAUUAUAUACCAAUAUGUACUAUUUACUUAUUUACUUAUUUUGUUUAUGGAAAUUUUAAUAAAAUUAAUAACUAAUUAUCACUGCAAAAUUUAAAUAAAAUAUAAAAUUUUAAACUUUAUUAUGCAUGUUUUGCUUUUUUUUCUUGCAUAUCUUGCCUUUUUUUAGUGCAUGUUUGCAUGCAUAUUUUACAAUUUAAAAUGCAUACAAAUCCGAUCUCUAAUUAUAAUUAUACAUCACAAAAAAAAAUAUAGUGAUCACCAUAAAAGAAGACACACAUUAUCUUUAAAAAAAUUAACUUUUAUUAGAAUUAGUCUAAUCAGCUCCAAAAUGUUAAAUAUUUUUUAUUCUUUAUUACAAUUAUUUUUGGGGUGAUAUCAAAAAUUCCAUAAACAGAAAAUGUGUAGUUUAAAUACCAUUUAGUAUUGAAAUGGUUCAUCAAAAUAGAAUAAUUUUGAAACUCCAAUUAAUGUAUACAAACUUAUAUUAUUUUAUUUUUAUUAUGUAUACGGAAUUAUCUUUUUUAACAUAAUAUAUACUUACAAUUAACAUAUCCACAUUAAUUAUUACAAUUUAUUACCUAAAGCUUAAUACCAACUACUUACUACUUAUUACUUACUACCUAACUAGACAGGUAUUAUAAAAAAAGAUUAAAAAAAAACGAAGGUUCAAAACUGGCAUUCGUCAUCAUACGUCCGAAGUGUUUAUAUUUAAGAUAGUUGGUGGAGACAAAGGGAACAUAAAAUGAAGCGAUGGUUCAGAGGAACGUUGAGGUACUCCGAAGCAGAUUAAGUAAUUCAGGAGAGUUAAUAUCACCUCGUAACAAACCAUCAAAUAACUUAAUUCUAGAAAUACGUCUACGCUUAGCAAAGACCGCCAAACCAAGUUGCGAAGCAACAGAUUUAUAGUUAUGAAGUUCACGAAAGAAAUUAAAUUUAAAGCUUGCUUACCUCAACAAUUUUCAUUGGACCCUUUUCAAUUUUAAUCAACUAUUGAUGCCUUCCCGAAUUACGGAAUUAUAAUCCAGAAUAAGGCAUACAAGUGCACAAUAUAACACCUUAAAUGAUAAGUUUAACCGAAACUCUUUACACAAACUUAAGACAAACUCCAGAGUUCUAAAAUUCUUACAACAAAUAUGUUCAAUAAUGGAACUAGGAUCAAAAUUUCAAAUUAGAAUAAGAACUUAGAACUUAGAAUAAACCCUAGAUCUGUAACACUGCUAUUAGAGCAUGAAAGAAUAGUAGGUCUGAGAUAGUAUGAAUAUACAACAAGGGACUGAAUCCUGGAAAAAGUCAUGGUUUUGCAAUUAGAAAUAUUGAAAGAUAUCCCUACUAAAAUGAACCACUCAUUGAAUUUAUCAAAUUCAUUCUGUUACAAGAUAUAGUUCUCCAAGAAGAUAUACGAGAGUAGAGUUUUAUAUUGUCGGUAAAACAUAAAAUAUGGCUUUGAGAAAGAAGACUUGAGACACUAUUGAUAAAUAAGGAUAACAGAAGCAGAGGAAGCUGUCCUCCUUGAGGAACAUCGGAUGUUGCAAGACAAAUAUUUGCAUUUACUCAAAGCAAAUUAACCCAUUAAUAAAGAUGUGAGAGGUAAGACAAAAAAACCAGAAAAAGCAUGGUUCGCCAAUACCAGUUAAAUUGAGUACCUGACAAAGGCAUUGUGAGCAAAUAAAUCAAAUGCCUUAUUGAAAUCAGUAUAAAAGACGUCAAUCCGUGACAUCAAAUUAAAAGAUUUGUAAACAUAAUUGUUAAAAACUAAAUUACAGGUGGUUUAACGAUCAGGGCGAGAACAAUGCUGUUCCUUCAGAAGAAUUCUAGUGAUCGAUGGAUGAAUACAAUGCAAGAACAGUUAUUCAAAUAUUUUCGGAAUAUGUGAUUGUAUAGCAAGCAUAUGAUAUUUGGAUACGUUAGAAAAAUCACCAAAUUUUUUUACAGGUGUAACAGAGCUAAACUUUAACACUAAAGAAAAAAAUCCUUCUAUGAUAGUUUUAACCUGAUAUAAAGACUCAUGGGAUAAACCAUUAGGAAAUACAGACCAAUUACCAAACAAGUCAGAUAAGUGUUUAAAAACUUUUUUAACAGUAAAAUCAACAUAAUUAGGCAAGUCAAAAGAAAGGAUUUCCAACGAGGAAGUAUCACGAUCAAAAUGAGCAUCCGAGAAAACAGAAGAGAAGUACGUAGAAAAUAGACUGGCACCUUCUUACUCACCAGUAGUUGAUUCAUUAAAAGAAACCUCCUUAGGAACCUUACAAAAAGAUCUUUUAUUUUUAACAAAAUUCUAGUAAUCUGAAGGGGUAAUAGUUAAUGAAGAUUCAAUACGCUCAACAAACCUACGAAAACAUUUCUUAGAUUUGUACUUAUAAUCAGCAUGUAUCAAAAAAAAUUCCCUAUAGUCGUAAGCAUUGAAGGAUAACUUGAAUAUUAUAUAUGCCUUUUUCUUUAAAAAUAAAAUUUGUUUAAAAUCCUUACUAACCUAUAGUGGGAAUAUUGAAUUAGUAAAUUUACACCUCGGAACAAAAUUGAGAACCCAUAUAUGUAAGACAUCAAAGAAGAUAUUAAACGCUCCAUCCACAUAAUAUAAUUGGAAAGUUGAGUACCAAUCAAAAGACAAUAAGAACAAACGGGCUUUUUCAAAUGUGAAUUUUCGAAAAUUGUAGAAUGUGUAACUAUGAUUUUAGUAAGUAGUAGACUGAUUCAUUAAGAGAAAAAAAUUUAACGCAGUGUGAUAAAGGCCAGCCGGAACAACUUAUACAUCAAAUUAUAGUCAUCAUAUACAAUAAAGGUAUUUGAAAGGAAGUUCAUUCUUAUGUGCUAAAUAGAGUUAAUAUGCGAUUCAUUAAUGAAAGGUGAACAAUUAAGGGAAAUAUAAACAACAACUAGAACAAAACUAAAUUGACCAAUCGUAAAGUGAAUAAAAAUAUGCUCAACAUUAAGGUCAGGGACAGAAAUAAGAAAAGUUGUAAAAUAUUUACAAAGACCAUUGACGACACCUUCGCCCCGUAAAAAUACACUCGUAUCAGUACACCUAUCACACCUAAAAAUGUUAUAGUUAUAUACACCAAGUUUGCAAUUAGUAAAGUUAUUAUUUAACUAGGUUUCGUUACUACAAUAAAUAAAUAGUUAAAUGCAGAUAUAUUACAUACUGUUUUAGUUAAUUUUGUUCUGAGUCCACAACCAUUUUGAUAAAAUGUCAAGAUUUUAUCAGAGCGAGGUGAAGAAGUUAUGAUAAGCUAGCAUGAUAGUGGGAUCGAUCGUCCUCUUUUUUUGACAUAGCUGAACCAACAGUAAACAGCCCGUUCACGAACACUACACGCAAGCCAGUCACUGACUCUUCUAUUAAAGUCCUCGUAGCAUGAACGUAAGAGCCUACGACAGUUCUGUUCCUCAUCAUCCCAAAACCUUCAGGUAAAUGGUUCCCAGAAGGUACAGUAGAAUUAAAUGCAGCGUAAAGGUUCAAAACAACAUCUUUGGAUUCAUGAAUAACUUUUAUUGGAUGUGUAAAGUCAGCACGAGAUUUACCAAGACAAAUUAACUCAAAGUUAGUAAAAAAAGCAUUCUUAAGUGAAUCAUGAGCAUUAUAAAUGGUAGGUUUAACAUGUUCAAUCCUUGAAGAGGUAUUCGGUAAAGUAGAUUUAGAAACACCAUAUAAAAUUUAGUUGGGAACAUGAUUAAAGCCGCGCUUCAAUUCCACUUUAAGCUCAUUAAAUUUCGUAGCCAAUUUGUCAAAAACUGACUCAUUGGAGGAGCAAAUGUCUGCUUUAAGAUUCAUAAUGAAAGCCAUUAUAUCGUUAUUGGAAACAGAUGCACUAGGAGAAUAUUGUUACUGGAAAUAGUCUGAGUGAUACGCAUAACGGAAAAAUGUCAAAAACGAACCUUCUUUAAAAUAAAGAGGUAGGCAACUAAAUUGACACAAAACGCUAGACAAGUCAAAUCUAGGCAACAUCUUAUUAAUUCUAAUUUUGAAUCAUGAGCAGCUGAUGUUUGGAUAAAAAGUAAGGCCGAUAACACCGUCGGUGUUAUAUUAGGAAGUAAAAUAGAAUAGCUAAACACUAAUAAAAGCAUAAUGGACACGAAAACGAAACAACUGCCCGAGACGGAGCAAUUAGAGAGACACAAAAAAAAAUGGAUAAGAUACAGCACAACGACAAACGUCCAACCGUCAUAGAGAAUAAAUCUGUACUUAUCUUCUGUACAUGGUAUAAAAAUCUUUGGAGUUGUUACUUAAAGUACUGUAUAGAUAAAAAAAAAUUGUAUAAAAAACGCCAUGUAUUAUAUAAUAUAUUAUUAUUAUUAUUAUAAUAUAUAAUUAAUUAUAAAGAUGGUAGGUUUAUAAUUUUACUAACCAAGAUUUUUAACAAAUGAUAAUAAAAAAAGAGUAAUGAGGACGGGUGCAGAUAUUUAUAUAAUUGGGUAGUGAGUGAAAUUAUUAAAUAUAUACCUGUAAUUAAAAAAAACCAUUGAACAUGGGAAACGAUUCAAACCGAGUUCAAUUAUACAAAUUUAGAACUCCGUAACAUUUACGAUUUUCAUAAAAUUGGAUUUUAAAACUUAUAAAAAAAAAUAAUGAAAAUUAGUAAAAAAUAGAUGACCAUUAAGUACGACGUGUGAACGUAAUGAACCUCCUGUGGGAAAAAUUUCUGUUAGUCUAACAGUUUGUCUUAGAAAUGUAUAAAAGACUUAUUUGCUUAAAAUUUCUAGUUUUACUACGACAUUUUAGUUUUGCUCAAUUAUUAAAAAACUAAAACUAAAACCCGCGCUUUGUAUUCACCAACUAGAUUACAAAUUCAACAGAAAAUAUCUCUUGGCUUUUUUUGAAUUGAAGUAAUAUUUAUGGUAGAAAACAUAAGCCGUAGAAAUUUAAAAUAAUUAAUCGAAAAAUAAUUAAUAUUCUAAUUAAACAUUAGUUUAAAUCAGAAAAGUAUGUGAUUAUACUGAUUUACUAAUCAUUGUUCAGUAUGAUAAUAAACAUUAAAAAACGUAUACAUAAUGAUGAUAAGUCCUCAAGAUAAUACAUGAUUACAGAAACUAAAUACUGUACAAAUUUUUAUUAUUUGACAAAUUUAUGAUUUUUUACGCACUCGAACUAAUAUAGAAAUAUAAAUGAUAUAUUUAGUUCUGUUAUUUUAACCUACAUUAUGAGCUGACAUAAUUUAUUGGUCUAUGCCGAAAAUCUAAAACUUACAUCGCCUUAUUUUUCCAACCAUAUGUAUUAUCUGGUAAACAAACAACGAUAACAUUUUAUGUUUUUCUAAGAAAUAAUUAUGUACAAAGCCUACACUAAUGACGUAUUUUUGACACGCAGGAAUUAAUUUGGUGAUCCACAUCUAUGGCUUAUUACAAAUAUAUAUGUAUAUGUAUCAUCAAAUAUAAUCAAAUAUAAUUUGUAUAAUAUAAAGGUUAAUUAUUAUAUACGAAAUGGUAAUUUUGAAUAAAUAAAAAUAUGAAAUAAAUCCUCGUGUGAUUCUAUAACUCUGAUAAUUGUGUAAAAAGCGCAGUCAUAGUGGUAAAAAGUUCAUAUGUUAUCUUAUAAUGUAAUUACUAAAAUUUGAAAAAAAAAAAAAUGGUUUCAUUAAAGGUGAGUCAUGUCUUGUGUGUACACAUUUGUAAUACACACCCUGGGUUCUUACAACGAAAUGUUAGUUUCCACCCUGUAGAAAAAAUACAAAAUACACAAUUCACUGACCUAUACUACCAUUCAUUUUCCUCCAGCAAACAUAAGUAGUAUAUUGAAUUCAUAAAGUAAAUAAUUAUAUGUAUAAGAAAUAUAUACAUAAAAAUAAAAUAAAUAAAUGAAUCGAUGCGUCGCCUGAAGUAAUAUGAUCAGUAUAUUAUAUGACCGAUUUCGAAUUAAAACAUGUAUAAUAUUAAUUUAACAUUUAUUACAUUUUGACUGUUAUAUACCUGAUAUCGAAUUUUUAAUUCGAAACCGGUCGUAUAAUUACUAGUGCUAAUGCACUUAUCAUAAUACUCCUGGCGGCCAUUGAAUCAUUUAUUUAUUUUUUUUUUUAUGCAUACAUUUUUUAUUUGUAUAUUUAUUUACGAGUAUUAACCAUUUUAAUAAUUUUGGUUUUACUUUAUGACUUAAUUAUUUUAUUAUGUAUUGAAUUAAUUUCACCAGACUAGUAUAUAGAUGGGAAAAUAGAUAUUUCAAGUAACCAUUAGUCGGUAGUAGUAUAUAUAUUGAUAUAUUAUGUACUUUUAUUAUACCAAUAAAGUGAUGUAUGAACUGAUUAAUAUUUUUUCUAUGAUAGCCCUAUUUUCAGUGUAUCUUAACAACAUUUUUACCAAGAUUUAGGAGUGGUUUCUAAUAGAACAUUUUAUCUAGUUAGCGCAUUCAGAAGUACAUUUUUUUGCUUUUUCUUGUAUUUGUCUUAGUUAUGGAAAAAUAACGGAAACCAUAAAACUGUACGUAAUAAUAAAACUGUGAAUUUAUAUGCAGUUUCUUUAUUUUAAAAUGUAAUAAUUUAAAAAUAAUUGUAUACACCUGAAACGUUCACCAACUACUUCUGUAGAAGCACCUUUGAAACGAGGUGCAAUUAUCUAAAAAUUCUAGCGGAUUUGAGAUACAUACCUAUUAUAUGUUCUAGUUUUUUUAUUCAGUUAUAUAAAAUAUCAAGAUAAAUUGUACUCGUUUGAGUAAAAUCUUGUUUGAAACAAAUCUUAUUUUUCUAUUUUUGUUUUGAACAUUUGUUUAUUGCCGAUUUAAAAGUGACAGAGAAGUCAGAAUUGGUCGGAAUGACUAAAUUUUUAAAUAUAGAUUUUAAAGUUCUAAUAUUAUAUUUAAUGUUCAAUGACUUUACAUUGUCUUUUUUAAAUUAUAUUGUUCGUAAUCUAAUGGUUAUUCAUACUUGUCUUCAUUGAGAUUGAGGGUUCAAACCCGUUUUUUGAAUAAAUUUGUGAUCUCAUUAACUAUGACAGCAAAUUUUGCAAAUUUUAUUUGACUUGCGGGUGAUGAAUUAUAUUCAAUCAAUAUCUCAGAGAUAGUCGUAAAUUUAAAUAUUAUCUUAUUUAUACACAUAAAUUUUAAUUUAUUUUAUAAUAACAACCUAAGAAAAAAAAUUUUCCUGUGGAAGAAAAUAUAGAUUGAUAGAAAAUAAACAACAAACUAAAAAAAAAAUUAAACUUUUAUUUAUCUCAGCUAACACUUUAUAUUUUUGUGACCAUUAAAAAAGCAAAAGUCUGUAGUGGUUUUAAAAUUAAAAUAUUUAAUAUAUAUAUAUAUAUAUAUAUAUAUAUAAUUUUCGAGAUAUUGACAUUCUAAUGAAAAUCAUCACCAUCUUUAGUGGUAGUAAAGACUGUUAUAAAAACACGUCAUUUAUUAAAAUAAUUAAAUUAUGACAGAAUUUAAAAAAAAAUUGAUCCUAUGGGACAUAUAAAUUAUAUUAUAUUAUAGAAUUUUAUAUUUGUAUUAUAAUGCUAUUAUGGCGGUGUUCUUUAUUGUUAGCCACCUUGUAUAUUAAUUUAUAAAAAGAUACUUCAAAACAUGUUUACACUGCGAAGCUUAUAUAAAAUUACAAAUCGUAAAUUGGAUAUUCAGUAUAUUUUGUAUGUAUUAUACUAAAUUAGUGCGUUAACGGAAUUCUUUGAAUACAGUCAAUUAAAAUUAAAACGGUUCUUUUUCCUAAUUCAUUAAAAAUGUUAUUUCGCGAUCAUAUAUUUCAGAUAUUAGUUUUUUUAUUAUAUUUCAUAAAUAUUAAUGCUAAGCUCACAACAGAUAACAGUUAUAGAACACUCAAUCAAUGGGUAAGUUUAACUAAUCCAUUAGUUACUUGGAAAUCCCUGACUACGAAUGACCAUUUUAUUAGAUACAAUACAAAUAUGUACAACAGAGACAAUACUUCAAUAAUGGUUAAAAACCUUACCAAUACGAUGAACGAUAGGGUGAGGAACUUAACGUGCACAUAUGCAUACUACGCACAAAGACAUUUGGAAGAACUCUAUACAAUUGUAGAUAAUGAUUUGUUAAUCGAUGAAAUUAUUAUCACGGUUUCCACAAUAAAUUCAUCAUAUUUAAAUAUUGCACUGAAAAUGCUGACAACAAUAUCCGACCUUGGGUACGAUCCACCAGAAUGGAUGUUUAAAAUUAUUCCAUUUUUACAAAAAGAUUGUUCGGAAAAAUUGCAUGAAGAUUUGGCAGUUCUCUUAAACACUUUAAUAGUGUUUAAUUCAAGUUACAAAUGCAAUGUGCCUAUAUUACAACCAACAGAAAAAAGGAAUAUAAAUAUAAUGUUAUCUUUCGAUUCAGAAAACGAAGAGAUAUUAACAAUAAAUUUGAUCAAAGAAAUGUACAGUUUAAAUACAAUGACAGUAGAUGAUUUGUUAAUAAAACACAAAGCACCCGAUUAUAUCACAAAAAAAUAUUUUCCUUACAAAUUCUCCUCUCAGAAAAUUCCCGAAAAUCACUCAAGCAGUUCUAGAAUAUGUGGCACUUAUCUAUAUUCACAGUUAAAACAAAUCGCAGAAAAUGUACAAUAUAAUAUAUUAGAUUCUUAUUACAUUCUUGAUAAAAAUAAAUCAAUCGUGCCUUUCAAAAAUUAUGGAGAUUUUCACCGGCCCAGGUUUAUUAAACCAUCAAACUUAAAUGAAAUAGAUAUGAAAAUGUCGCAGGAAAUAGAAACAAAUUCUGAAACUAAACAGAUAUUUAAAUUUAAAUCUCUGAUCAAUUCUAUAGUGUUUAAUACCAUUUGGUAUCCUCUAGGAAUGGAUAAAUUGGUCGAAUUUAACAAACAAUUAACAAAUGUAAACAGUUCUACGAAAUUAGACAGGUCAUUUUUUUCCAUGCUUAAAAAUACAAAUAACUCUAUUAUGGAUAAACUUCACAUGUUAUAUUUGCAUUAUGCAUUAGUUCAUUUAAAUCAAGCAUUGCUUUUUCUACAAUACAUUCAACUAACUCCCGGUAAAAAAAAAAAUUAUGAUUAUGGUCAAUACCUAAUACAAUUAUAUUAUGACAUAUCACUGAUGACGAUUGCAACAUUCACUAAUAAUAAUUACUAUCCUCCGGAAUGGAUGGUGCAUUUGGUUUUAUAUUGUAUGGAGGAAAGUCAGGAUAUUAAACAGUCGGGAAUUAUUGAUAAAAAAAUUAGAUUAUCGAUAUCUAAGAUUAUGAUUAUUAUAUCAUUGUUAGAAGAAGUUGAAUCUAAAAUCAACCCAAAAAAAUUGAAACCUCCGUUUUUUGAUGUACAAGGUAUGCAAUUCUAUAACGAUAACAGAAAUGAUAAAUUAUAUGUUAACCUGCUACGUGAAUAUAAAUUAUUAAAGUUAAAAGACUUUUCACUGAUGUCAUAUGUUGAUGUUCUGUAUUCUAAUUUAGUUGAAGUAGCUUAUUUACUUGAAUUUAAUUCUAAACAUUUGUCAUAUACAAAUUAUGAAAAGUUUACACCAUCAAAGUGGUUAUUCAGAGAAUUCCAAAUAAACGAAAAUUACAUAAAUUUAUUUCGUUGGGAAUCUUUAGAUAUGAAAUUGACAGGUGACAGACGUUUUCCUUCAGAUGAUAAGUUAUGGACUGAGCUCAGGUUGAAAUUCCUUAAAAAUAUUAGUUUUGAUAAAAAAAUUCGAUCUCCUGCAUAUGAUUCUAAGAAAAUGAUUGAUACAUCAAUUCGUAUCCACAACUACAUAAUAAAUCUGUUGCAGAUACAUUUGAUAAGGGGCAAUUUAAUGAUAUUGUCACAAUGUCACAAUAUCAACCAAUUCUAUAUCGCUAAAAAAACGGAAUCAAAAAAUGAUCACUUUUUGUUCACAUACAAUUACUCAUGUGGAUUUAGUGAGGAAUUAAUGCAGAGUAUACAAAAAAUACUAGAAUACACUGAGUUAAAUACAGACCCUUUGUUUAUUCAACUGUUAGAGGAAAUCAAAUUAUUCCCAACGAUAUAUAAUAAUGUCUCCAAGAAAUAUGCAAAAGUAAAUGAAAUUGCAAAUAAUUCGGACAGAAUAACAAGCUUUACAAAGGUUUUAAAAUUAGGAAUGAAAAAGUUAAAUGAAAUUUCAAUAUCUAUGAGAUUGGGAGGUAAUAUUCCUAUUAUCCCCUUUCCUUCUAACACAAAUACUAUGAGAAGCAUAAAUGACAAUUUGGCGGCUAAUAUUCCAUUUCUUCAUCGUUCUGAGUUAUACAUUAAAGAUAUUCAUAAAAUCAUUGAUAGAUUCAAAAACACCUACAAGAAUGACUUUCAUAUUCAUAAUUUGCUGAUGAAAUCUCUAGGUCAUUAUAGACCGCGUCAAAUUUCCCUUGGAUACAAUGAUGAAAAUAUACAUUUUUGA